This is a messenger RNA of Hemiscyllium ocellatum (epaulette shark), 367 nucleotides long. RefSeq names its product membrane-associated phosphatidylinositol transfer protein 1-like. Gene Ontology annotation, molecular function: phosphatidylinositol binding; phosphatidylinositol transfer activity; phosphatidylcholine intramembrane carrier activity. The record is from RefSeq and is a predicted model, not a curated record. Lineage: Eukaryota; Metazoa; Chordata; Chondrichthyes; Orectolobiformes; Hemiscylliidae. Gene Ontology annotation, biological process: phospholipid transport. Gene Ontology annotation, cellular component: cytoplasm. The transcript is spliced from 2 exons. The annotation marks the transcript as partial.
AUCCCCCAAUGUGUCCGGGGUUGCUGAUUGGAUGAUCCCUGCCUGGACGUGGAUUCUGAUUGGCCGCAGUAACGAUGCUGAUUAAGGAAUAUCGGAUCGCUCUUCCCAUGAGCCUCAGCGAGUACCAAGUCGCUCAGCUCUACAUGAUCCAGAAGAAGAGUCGGGAGGAGAGCAGUGGGGAGGACAGUGGGGUGGAGAUCCUGGAGAACCGCCCGUAUUCCGAUGGCCCGGGUGGGUCCGGACAGUUCACCCACAAGGUGUACCACGUGGGAUCCCACAUCCCUGCCUGGUUCCGGGCCCUCCUCCCCAAGGCAGCGCUGCAGGUGGAGGAGCAGUCCUGGAACGCCUAUCCCUACACCCGCACCAG